Adelges cooleyi (spruce gall adelgid) is the source of this 613-nucleotide messenger RNA. Its product is annotated as zinc finger protein 681-like. Gene Ontology annotation, biological process: regulation of transcription by RNA polymerase II. The record is from RefSeq and is a predicted model, not a curated record. Gene Ontology annotation, cellular component: nucleus. Gene Ontology annotation, molecular function: DNA-binding transcription activator activity, RNA polymerase II-specific; RNA polymerase II cis-regulatory region sequence-specific DNA binding. The transcript has 3 exons. NCBI's taxonomy places the organism in Eukaryota, Metazoa, Arthropoda, Insecta, Hemiptera, Adelgidae. Bases 1 to 507 code for a protein of 168 amino acids.
AUGAGGAGUCAUUACUUGCACGACUGCGAGGAUGUAGAAGAAGGGCGUUGGAUUUGUCCAAACGUAUGCGGUCGCAGCUACAAACACAAAGGUCACUUAAGUUUUCAUUUAGCUCGUGAAUGCGGAGUGGGUCCACAAUACACAUGUGCACAAUGUCUGAAGCAUUUUAAGCGGAUCAGCCACCUGAACAGUCAUUUGUUGUCGUGCGGUAACCCGGCGCCUCGUUUUCAGUGUGACAUUUGUUAUAAAAUUACAAGGAAAGAACCAAACAUCACGAAAAAAGCAAAAUCAAAAAAAAAGAAGAAUGAGAAAGCAAAAAAAAACAUGGUGUGUGCUGUUUGUUCAAAAUCGUUCCAAAACAAUUCUUCAUUAAAUAGACAUUUACACACUCAUGUACGAUCUAAAGGUAUUCUCACACAGUACAAAUGCGAAAAUUGCGACAAAUAUUUUGCCAAAAAACAAAACAUGAAAACACACAAAGCUCUUUUACACGGAGUUUUGGAAUAAUCAAAACAAAAUUGUAUCCUAUAAAAUGUACUUAAAAAAAGUGUCAAAUUUUGUAUUCUUUUAUACUUUUUAAUGUUUGUGACUUGCAGCCAGCAUAAUAUUUAAA